UUUAGCCAUAGAUUUUCCUCACCGGAAAUCACUCAGCUUGGGAAAGGGAAGCAGUGAACCCUAUAAACCCUAAUUAUUUCGAUAAUAAUCGUCUAGCGAUGGAGGGUUUAGAGAAGUUUUACAGCAAGAUUGUCAAGGAUGCGAAAUCGGCAGCUUCUUCUUCUUCCUCUUCUCUAUCUGAUUUUGCGGACAAUCUAAUGCCGGAGAAACGAGGCACCGCCAACUUGACUUCAUACGAAGGAUCCGGAAUUUUGGUCAACAGACCUCCGAGCGGAGUAUCGGUCUGGACGUGUUCAAAGCUAUGUGCUGUUUUCUUCGUCGCUGGAGUGUUUGUGGGUUAUACGCUCAAGAGACGGGUCCGAAGAUGGGCUUCUAAAUUGCUGAGAAGAAUCAAGGAUGAUUAAACUCUAACCUCUGUUUUGUUUCUCUCUGCGAUUUUGGUACAGAUAGCACAAAUGCAUUAGUCUCUUCUCCUUCUUGAAUGCGUUUCAGUACCAAAAUUACUGUGCUCAAGGCACUUUGUUGUUUAAUCUGCUUCCUCUGUGACUUGUAGCUUCUCGUAAUGGAAAUAGUGGUUGAGUCACCUCUGGAAAGACGCGUAUGUAGUAGUAACUUAUAUUUGUUAUUUUCAUGCCUUUAGGCGGGUCUAUACAAACAUGCAG
Messenger RNA from Eutrema salsugineum, 662 nucleotides. RefSeq lists its product as uncharacterized. Lineage: Eukaryota; Viridiplantae; Streptophyta; Magnoliopsida; Brassicales; Brassicaceae. The record is from RefSeq and is a predicted model, not a curated record. The transcript has 2 exons. The coding region runs from base 99 to 404 and encodes 101 amino acids.